UAUACGUACGUAUGUAAAAAUAUGUAUGUAUACGUACGUGUAUGUAUGUAUGUAUAUGUACGUAUGUAUGUAAACGUACAGUAUAUGAGGUAGAUCACCUGGACUUGGUCAUUUAAAAAGUAGCUCGCCUGCUGAAAAGGUGUGAGCACCCCUGCUCUAGGUCCUCAUUUCAAGUCUCUUGAACGCAGCACCGCCUUCCACCUUCUGCUCUUAAGGUAGUUUGAAGUCUUCCAGCAGGGGGCGACAUUACCGGCAUUAGUGUUUGUCCUCCAUGUUGAAGCCAGUCACCUAGGCAACCGCGGCAGACAUGUCGGAGCUGCACCAGGCAGCGGCCGCGGCGGACUUUGAGCACGUGGAGGAGCUUUUGAGAGAGAAGAAAUGCAACCCCAACCAGAAGGACAUAGACUGGGGCAACAAGACUCCUCUGCACUGGGCCGCAGCCAACGGAGACGUGGAAACAGCCAGGCUCCUCAUGGACCACGGCGCUCGCCCCUGCCUGAGGACGGAGCUCGGGUGGACUCCGGCCCACUUUGCCGCGGAGGCCGGGUCGCUGGCGGUGCUGAGGCUGCUGCACUCCGUCCACGCGCCCCUGCACAAGGAGGACGCCAGCGGGGACAGGCCGCUGCGGUUUGCGGAAAUAUACGGACACAAGGAGUGCGUUCUCUUCCUUCAGAAGGCCGAGGCGGAGGGUCACGCCUACCGCAAAUCUGCAGCAGCCAAGGGAAUGUCGGUGGACGACACUGACGAGGAGUGGGAAGGAUGAAGAAAGACCACAUCUGCAUGACGGCGCGUCUUCAAGUCGUGACAUUGCUGGUUUUACCAGCAGAGGAGCAUGUUGGGCAGCGCACACACACAGAGUACUUACAAGCAGACACAGUGUGUAGACAGAAAAGGGAGAAUGGACGCAUUUUGGUGUAAAAAGUCCAGAUAAAGGUGAAGUUAUAACACUGAAACACCCUCAGGAAGAGCUGCUUUAAGACAUUUUAGCUACUCCUAAAUCACUAAUCCUGGUUUCCAUGGCGACAAAGUAAGUUUCUUACAAGUAUCAUUAUCACUGGAGGACGAGGAAUAUCUAAACAUGCUUCACUACACACCGUAGGAGGAUACAAUGUAAACAAACGCCAUGAGUGGAUCUACACCUGACAUCCACUGUAAUGAUACCAAGUACAGAAGCGUAUCUAGUCGAUACUACUAUGAUUACAUCUAUUUUUUUAUCUUAACAAAUUUUUUUUCCCUCAUAUUAUGUUUAUAAACUCAGCAAAUACGUCCCUGGACACAUGAGGACUUUGAAUAUGACCAAUGUAUGAUACUGUAACUACUUGGUAUCGGAUCCAUACCUAAAUGUGUGGUAUCAUCCAAAACUCAUGUCAAGUAUCAAAGAAGAGAAGAAUAAGUGAUUAUUACAUUUGAACAGAAGUGUAGAUAGAACAUGUUAAAAAAGAAAAUAAGCAGAUAUUAACACUAAAUGAACAUUUUUACAGUUUGUCCCUCAUAAUUUUGACAAAAUAAUAGAAUGAUAAAUGCUGCAUACGUCAGCAGACUAAUUAGGAGUCUUUGUUUGUUUACUUACUACUAAAAGACAAGUUGUCUAGUAUGUUCACUAUUUUAUUGAAGGACUAAAUGACAAUAAUAAACAUAUGUUUCAUGUACACUAACAUUUUUUUUGUUAAAAAUAAAGCCAAUAAUUACAUUUUUUGUGGUCCCCUUUUAUUUAAAAAAAGUAUAGAAAUACAUGUUGGUACCGGUACCAACACUAUCAGAAUGUUGGUGCCAGGAACUCGUACAGUAUUUGUAUGACUAAAUAAAUAAAUGAAUAGUAUCAGGUUCACAAUCAUAUUUUAAUUCAGGGGAGAGAAAGAGAAAAAAAUUGAGAACAACAAUCCUUAUUAAUGCAGUGCAAUUCAGGCUGGUAUUGGUGAUACCAAUUCUGUGUGCAAAUAUACCUAAUGUGUGUGAUAACGCCCUAUAAUCAACGUCACUUCGUAUUCACUAACGUAUUUACUAAGUUUAUGGAUAUAAUAUGAAUUAAAAAAAGUAUUUUGUGACGAUACAAAAUAUCGAUGUAAUCAUAGUAGUAUCGACUAGAUACGCUCCUGUACUUGGUAUCAUUACCCCCUUGUCUUGAGAAACCUUCAUAUUGAAGAUGUUCCAACAAAUACAUGAGGGCAGUUUUAGUGAAAGAGUUCGUAGACAAUAUAUCCUGAAGGAGUUGACAAAAGUCUGCGAUGAGGUGGCGACUUGUCCAGGGUGUACGCCGCCUUCCGCCCGAUUGUAGCUGAGAUAGGCUCCAGUGCCCCCCGCGACCCCGAAGGGAAUAAGCGGUAGAAAAUGGAUGGAUGGAUGAGUUGACAAAAGUUGAGCUAAGGAAAAUAAGGACAAGAUAUAUUACAUACCCAAUUCUUCAAAAUUAAAGAAAUACAAUUUUAAAUUGUUAUUUUUUCAUUGUAUUUGUAUUGACAUCCAGCAUCAGACAUUCCUAUCCAUUACAUCGGGGCGGUAUGGUCUCGGUUGGUACAGUGGCCGUGCCAGCGACUUGAAGGUUCCAGGUUCGAUCCCCGCUUCCGCCAUCCUAGUCACUGCCGUUGUGUCCUUGGGCAAGACACUUUACCCACCUGCUCCCAGUGCCACCCACACUGCUUUAAAUUGAACUUAGAUAUUGGCUUUCACUAUGUAAAAGCGCUUUGAGUCACUAGAGAAAAGCGCUAUAUAAAUAUAAUUCACUUCAUUCAUACAUCUGUUGUCUUCCCGAAAUGUCAAAAUAUAUUUUUUGGUUUAUAUUUAAGUU
Entelurus aequoreus (snake pipefish) is the source of this 2785-nucleotide messenger RNA. RefSeq names its product ankyrin repeat domain-containing protein 66-like. Bases 308 to 763 code for a protein of 151 amino acids. The transcript has 4 exons. Lineage: Eukaryota; Metazoa; Chordata; Actinopteri; Syngnathiformes; Syngnathidae. Gene Ontology annotation, molecular function: protein binding. The record is from RefSeq and is a predicted model, not a curated record.